This is a messenger RNA of Colius striatus (speckled mousebird), 4208 nucleotides long. RefSeq names its product BTG anti-proliferation factor 2 (gene BTG2). Gene Ontology annotation, biological process: negative regulation of mitotic cell cycle; negative regulation of cell population proliferation. NCBI's taxonomy places the organism in Eukaryota, Metazoa, Chordata, Aves, Coliiformes, Coliidae. The transcript has 2 exons. The record is from RefSeq and is a predicted model, not a curated record. Gene Ontology annotation, cellular component: nucleus; cytoplasm. Bases 636 to 1247 code for a protein of 203 amino acids.
CCCACACUCCCCUCACGCCCCCGGGCCGGGAAGGAGAGCGGCUUGGCAGGGAGGGAGGUCUGGGCCGAGACUAGUGUCCGGCCUCUUCUUGUCCGUCGGGAUCGGGCUCCCCCUGCUGCCCUUCCGUGCUGCUCCGAGGGGCCGGUGUCCCUCCUCGGGUGCCUGCACCCAGCUCUGUCCUUCCACAACAUCCCUGAUGCCUAUUUGUGCCCUUGCCACGCUCCCCAGAGGGCUGGUGGGUACCUCCGUGCCUCCCUGGGCACCCGGCUGUGUCCGUGCAGGCUCCUGGGCAGCAGCUGCCUCAGCCCUUGACGGUGAGCAGGUCCCCUGCCCAGCUUGCUGAGGGGUUUGUGUAGCUUCCCCCUGCCUUCUCCCAGGAGCAGCUCAUCUUGAAGUUCUCCCUGCUGGAGCUUGAUAUGAAUAAUCCAAAGCUGCUCUGGAUGCCCUGUCCUCCGGCAAGAAGUGCUCAGCCCUGUGGCAGUAGGGUUUUGGCAUUCUCCUCCCCAUGGAUGUGUCUGGGGAUCAGCACUGACUGGGUGGUUCAAGGGUCUCCUCCCAGUCUAACAUAGCCUUAUCUUAUCAGCCUUAAGAAGGAAUGGUUUGCUUGCCACUGUGCUGAGAUAAGAGGUAGCUAUAUGCCCCUGAACUCAGAGAAUGACCUGGAUGUUACUCCCUGCCUGUGGGGUUUUGUUGGUGAUAUGAUAUCUACCCCAGCAGUUGGGGUGAGAAGGUGUUGGGGUCCUGGCACUGCAGUCCUUGUGGCACUGUCCUGCCUGGGGUUUCUAAGACCUGAAGAUCUGCCUUUGUGCACCUUGGAGCAAGCAAUGGCCAAGUACUUGAGUAUUCUCUGCUCUGGAGCGUCUCCGAGGGAGGCAGCUGAAGGAGGACUCGCUUUCCUCCACUUGCAGCGAGAGCACUACAAACACCACUGGUUUCCCGAGAAGCCCUUCAAAGGCUCUGGCUAUCGCUGCAUUCGGAUCAAUCACAAAAUGGACCCCAUUAUCAGCAAAGCAGCGAGCCACAUCGGACUCAGCCUCUCCCAGCUCUACCAGCUCCUGCCCAGUGAGCUGACGCUCUGGGUGGACCCCUACGAGGUCUCAUACCGCAUCGGUGAGGACGGCUCCAUUUGUGUCUUGUAUGAAGCCAUGAAGCCCGUGAGCUCCUGUGGGAUGCUUACCUGCAAGAACCAGCUGAUGUUAGGUCGCACCAGUCCUUCCAAAAAUUAUAUCAUGACUGUCUCCAGUUAAACCCUUCUCUUGUCUUUACACUGCCAAUACCCAGGCUACUGUAUACCUCACCCUGAGGAUCUAUUUUUAAGAUGAAGAGAUAUUUAUAUUUUUUAAGAAAAAAAAAAUCCAAGAAAAUCCCAAAUGGAAACAUUGGGCACUGCUUUGAGCAGAAGUGGUGUUCUAGGUGCCUUUGUUUUUCUUUAAGCUGUUGCAAGCUUAGGAGUUUUUAUUACGAAGCCAAUAUCUACCUAACUAGUGUUGGAUGGCAGUUUUGAGCUGACUCGCUCGCUUGGGCAGCUUGGAAUGGAGGAUGAGGGAGAAGAGCCAAGCUGGGAAGUGCUGCUGGUGGUGGUGGGAGAUGUCUGUCACCUCCUCACCAUCCUGGUACCCAACAGUAUUGCUGUAUCUCCAGUAUACUGUUGGAGAAGGGAUGAAGGACUUGCUGUCUUUCCUCCGCUAACUGCUUCACUUCCCAGCUGAUCUGAUCUCUCUGGGGCCUGGAUGUAGUGUUUGGGGAAGCCUUGCCUCAGGGCUGGGUGAAGCUGGGGACCCUGGGAUCCCUCUUCUUUGCUCUUGCACGUCUCUUCUGGAUCCACUUUGAGUGUUGCAGCUCUGCCCUGCCCCACUCCUGGCACAAAGUGAGGGGGAGCGUGGCCUUUCCCCAACCCCCCUGUCUUUCCUUCCUGCUGCUGGACUGAAAGGGGCCAUGUUCUGUGAAGUGGAGCAAGGCAGAGAUGCAUUUGGUGGGGGUCAGGCUGUGCAGAGAUGGUCUCCAAGAUGAAUCUUGCAGCUACUCUGAUGGCACUGGAGUGCUGCUUGUUCCUGGUGCUCCCCAGUACCUGGCUGUCACCCACUGCUGCUACACACCGAGAAGGGAACUCCAGACCCUCAGUCCAACACUGACCAGCUGUGAGUUACAAAGCCUUUCUGCUGCCUGGGGCUUAGAUAUCAGCCCACAACCUGCUCAUGUGUGGCCUCUCUGUGCUCCAAGAGCAGAGUCUGGCCUUUCACUUGCAAAAGUUGCCUGAUCCAAUGCUGACAACUUGCCGUGUCACUUCUCCAGAGGAGCUGAAUUUAACUCACCUUGUGCUUCAGAGGUUGGUGUGUGAGAACUCCCAUGGCCCAAUCUCUUAAUCACAGAUACUAGGGGGUCUCUUCCCCUUGUGUGUGGGAUGCUCAAAUGCUUUGGUGUCCUAACUUUGCUUCUAAAGUCACAGCACUUCUUCCUUCUCUUCCCCCUCUGGUUCAUCAGCACGGGGCUGUACCUGGGAGCUGUCUCCACUGAUACCUUGGUAAGGAGCAUCACUUGGUUCUGAUCUCCUGGUACAUAACUGUUUGCACAAUUAAUGCCUGGUCCUGUGCUCUUGUCUAUUCAAGCAAAACUCCUCUUGGAGUCCCAGUAGUACUCAUAUUUAGAGAGACUUUCCCAAGGGUUUUUCAGGAUUUGGCCCUUAAACUAUUGUGGAUGUAACUACAAAUUGGGGGCAGCACUUUGAGCUCUGACCAAGAACUUCACUUGCCUGUUAGGAAUGAGCCUUUACCAGGAUAUUCUAUGUCCAUUGCCUUCUUACUAACCAGCUGGUGCUCCUCCAGGGAUGCUGGGGAGAAGUGAUUGAAAAAGUAGGGCAUUGGCAUUGUUGGUUGUAAUGAAACUUUCUGAGAUGUCUCAGCAAACUUUGUUGGUUUUUUUUUUACCUUCCUCUUUUGUGACCUGGCAGCUGACUGGCAUAACCAGAGUUGUUCUUGCCCAGCCUUUGAUGAAUCAAGUUCUCUGACAUUUGUGCAAUAUAUUUCUAAAUCAUGGGCACUCUGGGAGAGGAAGGAAGCCUCCCAUCUGCUGCAAGUUCUUAGCUUGGCUUUUUGUCUUGGUGAAAGAAGCCAGCACAGCUUCCCAACUCUGAGUGCUAACGUGGAAAAGGAAAUGGCAGAUUCUGUAAGCUUCAAAUUGUGAAUCCCAGAACUGGAAAAGCAGCCUCAAUUCUUAGAACCUUUUAAGAUGUCAUGUGGGGAGUUAUUUGUCCUUUAACAGUAAUGGCAGGCUGUGGCUCUGAAGUUGCAUCACUUCCCUCUGCAUCACUUCGGUUUCUUGUGUCAGCAAAACAGAAGCUGAAGUGAAGCACUGGGGCUUUUCCCUUGGUAAACUUGUGCAAUAAGUGACCUCACCAAGAGGGGAGUACUUGGGAACUUCCAAAAAGCAAAUUCCCUUUUCAGGGAAGAGGUGUCUUUGUUACUUUUUUGGAGUCCUCACUUAACCUGCUUACAUGGAAAGCCUGUGAUGAGAAUUGCAUCCAGGAUGGGCAGUGUUUGCUUUGCUGGACUCCUUGGCUGGAGUUUCCUGAAGGCUGGUACUUCCUUGGGUUGUAAUUUGUCAUGAUCAAAGCAGUCUUCAGAUUUACCUCCCCCUCCCCACACACACACACACCCUCUACUUUGUCCCCUCCCUCUUACCAGAAAAGCUUUUCAGGAAGAGCCCACACCAAAGGAAUACACUAUAAUUGCUCUUAAUAUUCCCCCUUCACUUCCAGAACCAAAACAGCCACGUACCACUCUGUUCUUUAUGUCCCUGGUGUGGAGGAGUCUGAUGUUCAGGGUAUCUGGUUGUCACUUCCCAACCAACCACACCGAGGUGUGAUGCAUUUCUCUGGUAGCUGGUUACAUGUAAAAAGCUGUGAAUUCCUGUGCUCUGUUGCCUUCUGCCCACAAGCCUGACAGACACUCUCCUGCAGAGCAGAAUGGUGUGUGUGUUUUUUGAGGUGGUGUAUUGGAGGGAUUUCCUGUCACUUUGGUGUGUUUUUUUUGUAACAAGCUGGACUGUUGAACGGGACCUGCUUUUUGUAUUUGGUGCAAAUGGUAGAGAGUUUGUAAGCUACACUUGGAGGAGGGAGUGGAUGGUUCCUAAUUGUACAGUAGUGUUUUUAUAUCCAGAUCCUUUGACAGAAGUAUGCUUUUGUUACUUUAAUAAAAAUGUAGCAGUAUAAA